CCGCAGCGUCGGCGCUUAGUGUUUGCGUCAUUUCCGGUGGUGCGGAGCAGACUGGCCAACGGCCUGCAGAACAACAUGCCCAAGUUUUAUUGUGACUACUGCGAUACAUAUCUCACUCAUGACUCUCCAUCUGUGAGAAAGACACACUGCAGUGGCAGGAAACACAAAGAGAAUGUGAAAGACUACUAUCAGAAAUGGAUGGAGGAGCAGGCUCAGAGCUUGAUUGACAAAACAACUGCAGCAUUUCAGCAAGGCAAGAUACCUCCCACUCCGUUCUCUGCUCCUCCUCCUGCAGGGGCAAUGAUUCCUCCUCCCCCCAGUCUUCCGGGUCCUCCUCGCCCUGGUAUGAUGCCAGCACCUCAUAUGGGGGGCCCUCCCAUGAUGCCAAUGAUGGGUCCUCCUCCUCCUGGAAUGAUGCCAGUGGGACCUGCUCCUGGAAUGAGGCCACCUAUGGGAGGGCACAUGCCCAUGAUGCCUGGGCCCCCGAUGAUGAGACCUCCUGCCCGUCCCAUGAUGGUGCCCACUCGGCCAGGAAUGACUCGACCAGACAGAUAAGGAGAGAGGGGAGCCUCUUUCUAUCAGUUUUAUAUUACUUGUUCUAGUUCACCAGGAGAGUGUCGUGCUGUGACUCUGGGUGUUUUCUAACAGCGUGACAAGGAAGACUCACUCCCUCUUCCUAUCAAAGAAAGAAUAGUUUUGAAGGGGAGUAAUGGGACAAAAAAAAUUUUCAUUUGUAUUGUGAAAUGUGAAAAUAAAAUUGUAAACUCUGUUAGCUAAAAA
This is a messenger RNA of Phyllostomus hastatus (greater spear-nosed bat), 780 nucleotides long. RefSeq names its product small nuclear ribonucleoprotein polypeptide C (gene SNRPC). The transcript has 6 exons. Bases 76 to 555 code for a protein of 159 amino acids. Gene Ontology annotation, cellular component: U1 snRNP; nucleus. The record is from RefSeq and is a predicted model, not a curated record. Lineage: Eukaryota; Metazoa; Chordata; Mammalia; Chiroptera; Phyllostomidae. Gene Ontology annotation, biological process: spliceosomal snRNP assembly; mRNA 5'-splice site recognition; mRNA splicing, via spliceosome. Gene Ontology annotation, molecular function: zinc ion binding; pre-mRNA 5'-splice site binding.